Tripterygium wilfordii is the source of this 1116-nucleotide messenger RNA. RefSeq names its product dirigent protein 22-like. Lineage: Eukaryota; Viridiplantae; Streptophyta; Magnoliopsida; Celastrales; Celastraceae. The record is from RefSeq and is a predicted model, not a curated record. The transcript has a single exon. The coding region runs from base 93 to 800 and encodes 235 amino acids.
AUCAACAAAGGCUAAUUUGACAUUAUAAGAAGCUAAACUCACUCUGAAUAACCUCUAUCUUUGUCUAUCUGCACAUCUUCAACAACUCUGAAAUGUCUUCCGUUCUCAUUUACACUUUCUUCUCUUUCCAUUUCGUGCUUUUUCCGGCAUUUUUCGUUGCUGUCAAUGGAGCUUUCUCUGAGAAAUUGAUCGCAACGAAGCGUGACGAGAAGAUGACCCAUCUCCAUUUCUUCUUCCAUGACAUAACCAGUGGGAAGAACCCAACUGCUGUCAACAUUCUUACAGCCCCGGAUGGAACCAGAAGUGGCUUUGGAAGUACAGUGAUGAUUGAUGAUCCACUAACAGAGGAGCAAGACGUCUCUUCAAAGCUUGUUGGAAGAGCUCAAGGGUUUUAUGCUAUGGCUUCACAGAGUGAUUCUUCAUUGCUGAUGGUCUUGAAUUAUGUAUUCAUUGAAGGUCAGUAUAACGGGAGUACCCUUAGUGUUCUUGGGAGGAAUUCUGUGUUUUUGAAUGUGAGGGAAAUGUCAAUUGUUGGGGGUACUGGGUUGUUUAGAUUCGCUAGAGGCUAUGCGUUGGCGCAUACGGUUUGGUUUGAUGCAAGUACAGGAGAUGCCAUUGUUGAAUACAAUGUCUAUGUAUCUGGAGAAGAUACGUCCGGCCAGGCGGUGGACACGGGCAAUACGUCCGGCCAGGCAGUGGACACGGGCAACACGUCCGGCGCGGCCAAGGACAGGUUGUUGCCCCAAUUUGUUGUCUGUGUGUUGUUUCAUUUGUUACGGUUCAGAGUUAAAAUUGAAUGAAAGAAACCAUUAGUGUAUCUAUGAAGUACCAACAACCAUGGACUAGAUUGCAAAGGUCAGAGGCAUGCUUUGCAGAGUCCAGGCAAAAGAAGAGGCUCAUGAUAGUGGGUGUUGGAGAGGUUUUGUGGGCCAUUGCCACUAAAAUAUGUUUGAUCAUGUCAUCUUCUUUCUUUUUCUAUUACUUUGUAAAGGUAGGCCAUUUCACUUUUGCUUAUAAAAUUUGGUCAUGUCAUCUUCUACAUUUUCUGUAACUUUGCAUAGGCAGGACAUUUCCGUUCGAAAAUAAUAAAGAUAUCAACAGUUGGUAUCUCAGUUA